GUUACUUGAUGUUUGUAGGGUACGCUGAAAAAUGGUAAAGUUGUGGCAGUAAAGAAGCUGACAUUAGGUCACUCUGCCCGUGCAAUUUCUGAAUUCGAAACUGAAGUGAAACUCAUUUCUAAUGUUCAUGACAAAAAUCUGGUGCGUUUUCUUGGAUGUUGUAGACAAGGCCAAGAAAGGCUCUUAGUUUAUGAGUACAUGCCCAACAGCAGCCUCGACAGAAUCUUAUUUGGAGAACAUAAAAAACCUUUGAGUUGGAAGGAAAGGUUCAACAUUAUCCUGGGCACUGCUCGUGGUCUGGCUUAUCUCCAUGACAAAUUCCAUGUCUGCAUCAUCCAUCGUGAUAUUAAAUCAAGCAAUAUAUUACUUGAUCACAACUUUCAGGCAAAAAUAGCAGAUUUUGGGCUGGCGAGGCUUCUUCCAAAUGAUAAAAGCCAUGUUAGCACAAAAUUUGCAGGAACCUUAGGAUACACGGCUCCUGAAUAUGCCAGCCAAGGGCAAUUAACAAAGAAAGCGGACACCUAUAGCUUUGGUGUGGUGGUUCUUGAAAUUCUUAGUGGCAGAAAAAGCAUUGACUUGAAUCAACCACCUCAUAUGCAAUAUCUGCUUGAAUGGGUUUGGAGCCUAUACGAAGAAAACAAGGUUUUAGAGUUGGUGGAAAGUGAAGAGAUGGAAGGGUAUAGUGAAGAAGAGGUGGUGAAGGUGUUAAACCUUGCACUUCAAUGCAUACAAGGUUCUGCCACUAAUAGGCCAUCAAUGUCAGAGGCUGUGACGAUACUGUUAAGUGAUGCUGAGAUUGAUUUCAGGAAACCUUUGCAGCCUCCAUUCAUUGACAUGGGCUACCAAGCUGUGAGACCUACCCCCUGACGACGAUUGUGUACGCUUGUACCUAGAGUACUUCUGUCGAUAUCAUGAAUCAAUAGUAUCGAUCUCUAUUAAUUUUAUCAUGGACAAUUGAUUAGGAUUAGCUAGCGAGAUCCAUGGCAUGUAUGCAUUCUAGUAAGGAUUACACUUGGAAUAGUUGAUGGUGUUAAUUGUGAA
Messenger RNA from Cryptomeria japonica (Japanese cedar), 1041 nucleotides. Its product is annotated as cold-responsive protein kinase 1-like. Gene Ontology annotation, molecular function: ATP binding; protein kinase activity. Gene Ontology annotation, biological process: protein phosphorylation. The coding region runs from base 199 to 867 and encodes 222 amino acids. The record is from RefSeq and is a predicted model, not a curated record. The transcript is spliced from 4 exons. NCBI's taxonomy places the organism in Eukaryota, Viridiplantae, Streptophyta, Pinopsida, Cupressales, Cupressaceae.